GGAGCGGCGAUGCAAUCGUCGAGCUGCCGCUGCGACCAGGGCAGCAUAGCUCGGCGUUGACCGAGUCUGGUGUGUUGGGUCCGUCCUCGGCGAGCUGCUGCGGAACUGGCUUCUCUGUGGUCACCCAUCCCCUCAAAUGCCAGCACCGCACCCGCCGAUUCGCCCGCUCUGCCUCUUCCACAGUCCGCAAUCCGCCAUCCAGUCCCUCCCACCUACCCGCGAUGAGCACCCCUCGAGGCCAUCGACCAAAGACCGUCAUUCGUGCUGUCAAGCGGAGCCGCCACGACUACAACGAGCUAUGGCCGAAAAUCGCAAAUGCCAUCAUGGAGAUAUACCGCCAGAAUGCUGGGAUGCUGAGUUUUGAGGAGCUGUACCGAACGGCAUACAACCUGGUGAUCAGCAAGAACGGAACCCAGCUCUAUAACGAUGUCCGCAAGGCUAUAUCGAAUCAUCUGGAUAACGUUGUACAAGUAGAGCUGGUUCCAAGCCUCUCGUCGACCUCGGACAGUACCGGAGGAAAGCCGUUCCUCAAUGAUCUGGAUCGAUCCUGGGAAACUCACAUCGUCCAAUCCGGGAUGAUCGGGGAUAUCCUGCUGUAUCUCGAUACACAACACUUGAAGCCCCUUGGAGAAACCCUCAUAUACGACAUGGCCUUGAACUUAUAUCGUGAUGUUGUUAUCCACUCGAGCUUACACAAGCCCCUCAUCAAACUGCUGCUGGAUCUGAUCCAUCGCGAAAGAAAUGGGGAGAGUGUGGAUCGACUCAUGCUCAAGUCAACACUGCGAAUGCUCACGGGAUUGACAAGUGGCCCAAAUUCACGAUAUACUAUCUACGAUACCGACUUUGAGCCACGAUUUCUCGAAGAAAGCCAGGCUUUUUACGAGACGGAAAGCGAGGUAUUUCUCCGUGAAUGCGAUGCCGUCCAGUACUUGAUCAAGGUUGAAAAGCGACUCCAGGAUGAAGAACAGCGCGUAACGGGAUACAUGAACAGAGAGACUGAGCCUAAAAUCAGGGCCAUACUGGAAGAUAAACUAAUCAAAACAAACAUGAAAACGCUGAUUUAUAUGGAAAACUCCGGACUCGUCAAGAUGCUUGAAAAUGGACACGUCGACGACCUCCAACGAAUGUACAGCCUGCUUGGCCGAACUGAAGAUGGCCAUACCGAAAUGAAGGCCGUGAUUUCAGGGUAUAUCGAAUCCUGUGGCGUCAGUAUCAAUGAACCAUGGGUCCAAAGUCAAGAGUUGCGAGGUCCUGGGAAGGGCGAAGCCAUUAAUACGCCCGCGGCCGCAAUUCAAUGGGUCGAAGCGAUCAUCGAAGCCAAAACAAAGAUGUAUCGUAUUUUGGAUCAUGCGUUUUCAAGCGACAAGUCUUUCCGGGCAGACAUCGACGCUGCCCUCGCUGUAGUCGUUAACCAGAAUUCGAAGUGCCCUGAGUGCGUCUGCCUCUUUAUUGAUGACAAUUUGAGAAAAGGAAUCAAAGGGAAGUCUGAUACCGAAAUCGACAUUUUGUUGGACAAAGCUAUUGAGGUCUUUCGGUUCAUUCAAGAGAAGGAUAUUUUUGAGCGCUAUUUCAAACAGCACCUGGCCAAACGUCUUCUACUUGGCACAAGCGUUAGCGAGGAUGCUGAAAAGAGUAUCCUUUCGAAACUGAAGAUCGAAUGUGGAGUUCAGUUCACAAACAAGCUUGAGGGCAUGUUCAACGACAUGCGAGUGUCGGAUGAGAUUACCGCCGACUUUGACGAUCGGGUUUCGAAUCAGCACUCGGGCACCCCAGGAUUAUCUAUCAAGGUUCUCACAGCAACGUACUGGCCAGUAACGUCAAACUUGCAAGCCGUUCACUAUCCCCAGGAGCUCGUGAGCAACAUGAUCCAAUUCGAGAAGUACUACUUUUCACGCCACUCCGGUCGCAAGUUGACAUGGCUGCCGCAUCUUGGCGAUUGCGAUAUCCGAGCCUACUUUGAAAAGGGCACCCGUCUCUUGAACGUUUCGACUCUUGCUGCAAUCACUCUCCUCUCCCUGGCCAACGCACCCGAAGGGAGCCAGGAGGUCGAGUACUCUGAUAUCCAGACCCAGACAGGCAUAUCCGAUAGCGAGCUCAAACGCACACUUCAAUCGCUCUCCCUUGGCAAAUACAAAAUACUUCUCAAGUCCACGAAGGGUCGGGAUAUAGCCCCUACCGAUCGAUUCCAGAUCAACACGGAGUUUUCUUCGCCCCUUCAAAAGAUCAAAAUCAAAACCAUAUCCAGCUCGACUUCUGAUGGCGCUUUGGCCUCAAAGUCAGGCAACCAACUCGAGUCGAGCAAAGAGAGAGCCGAAACGAUGGAAAAGAUCGAGGAAGAACGGCGGCACAUAGUGGAAGCGGCCGUUGUUCGGAUCAUGAAAUCGAGAAAGCAGCUCGACCAUACUAAUCUGUGUUCAGAAGUGCUGUCGCAACUCAAGUCCAAGUUCCAGCCGAAUCCGACUAUCGUGAAGAAGCGCAUCGAGGGACUGAUCGAACGCGAGUACCUUAGGCGCGACGAGGUCAAUAGAAACAUUUACCACUAUAUUGCCUGAAGCAAGAAUAGCGCAAGCCACCGGUUGUAUAUCGCUCGAGCUCUCCUCGUGGAACAAGGCCGAUGGCUGCAUGAGGGAUAUGAUCCGGGGCCAGCAGUCAUACUACACGAGCGAUGCAUGCGCUUUCAUCUUUGGCUGCAUGAUGAGCUAUUCGAGUUUCCGUGUGGUCACCUGGAGGAUUCGAAAAAAGGACACGAAGGCCCUCGAGCUUGAGGUCGACCAUCACUUUGUUCCUCACCAUGUCGACGCUCCUCAACGAUCCACGGCAUACGCUCGGCCUCGUGCUGCUGUGAUACAAUGCAAUAUU
Polychytrium aggregatum is the source of this 2859-nucleotide messenger RNA. RefSeq names its product Cullin. Gene Ontology annotation, molecular function: ubiquitin protein ligase binding. The record is from RefSeq and is a predicted model, not a curated record. The coding region runs from base 222 to 2552 and encodes 776 amino acids. NCBI's taxonomy places the organism in Eukaryota, Fungi, Chytridiomycota, Chytridiomycetes, Polychytriales. Gene Ontology annotation, biological process: protein ubiquitination; ubiquitin-dependent protein catabolic process. Gene Ontology annotation, cellular component: Cul3-RING ubiquitin ligase complex. The transcript is spliced from 10 exons.